This is a messenger RNA of Eruca vesicaria subsp. sativa (arugula), 1302 nucleotides long. Lineage: Eukaryota; Viridiplantae; Streptophyta; Magnoliopsida; Brassicales; Brassicaceae. The record is from the annotation of a GenBank genome assembly.
AUGGAGAAGAAGAUAGAAGAGGAUCAUCACCAUCAUCAACAACAACAACAACAACAAAAGGAGCAGCUCAACAGUACCAAGAACACAGAGACUAAGAUCCAGCAACAAAUCUUUCAAGCAACAUCAUCAUCAUCACACAUGGAGAAUCUAGAUACCUCAUCAGAUCACCACCAUAAUCAGUUGGAGCUAGCUGGGAACAACAUCAAUCUCUCAAGCAUCUUCGAUGCUCCAGUUUCAUCACCUUUUCCUUAUUCUUAUUUAGAAGAUCCGAAUCCUUUUCUUGACUUUCUCCCACAAGACAAUCAUCAAUUUUCUUCCUCCUCUAACUCAUCUUCUUUUUCAUAUGCCCUUCCUCUCCAAAACAACAAUACCAACCUCUUUUUUACGGAUUUACCCUUGCUUCAACCUUCAACAACAAAGGCUGCGUCAUCAGAAGUUGUGAACGCAGCACCAACAUCUCCAAACUCAACCUCAGUCUCCUCUUCAUCCAAGGAAGCUGCAAAUGAUAUUACUGAUAAAGAGGUUAUUCUUAAAGAUCCAGAAGAAGGAGAACAACAAGAACAAAAGGGUACUAAGCCACAGUUGAAGGCAAAGAAGAAGAACCAAAAGAAGGCAAGAGAGGCUAGGUUUGCGUUUCUGACGAGGAGCGAUAUUGAUAAUCUUGACGAUGGUUAUAGGUGGAGAAAGUACGGCCAGAAAGCUGUCAAAAACAGUCCUUAUCCCAGAAGCUAUUACCGUUGCACCACAGUGGGCUGUGGAGUGAAGAAGAGAGUGGAGAGAUCCUCUGACGAUCCUUACAUCGUCAUGACAACCUACGAAGGUCAACACUCUCACCCUUUCCCCAUGACACGUGGACACAUCGCAAUGCUUACGUCACCAAUUCUCAACAAGGCGUCGCCAACAUCAUUCGCUAUCCCUCAGCCACACUACUUGCUGACGAGGCAUCAUCAACCGUACAGUAGCAUGUACAACAACUCUCCAAACAUGACCAAUCAAACCUCCUCAGAUGGCACUUUCGUAAAUCCACGAUCAUCAUCAUUACAUGGAUUUAGUUAUGAUGUGCUGUCACAAGCUUACACUUCAACUACUUCGGCCAUUAGAGAUCAUGGAUUACUUCAAGAUAUUCUUCCUUCUAAGAUCAGGUCGGAUACUAUUAACAACAGAAUCAAUGAAGAUGAUAAGAAAUAAAGAACGUUUUUUUUUUGGCCGGGGGAAUUGUUUUUUUUGGGACCAGAACCGGUUGAUAUGUUUUAUGAGGAAUUUUUGGCCGGUUUAGAUAAUUAAACCGAUAUUGCUGGCUGG